Messenger RNA from Acanthisitta chloris (rifleman), 726 nucleotides. RefSeq names its product transducin-like enhancer protein 1. The transcript is spliced from 7 exons. The record is from RefSeq and is a predicted model, not a curated record. NCBI's taxonomy places the organism in Eukaryota, Metazoa, Chordata, Aves, Passeriformes, Acanthisittidae. Gene Ontology annotation, cellular component: transcription regulator complex; nucleus. The annotation marks the transcript as partial. Gene Ontology annotation, biological process: regulation of DNA-templated transcription; negative regulation of canonical Wnt signaling pathway. Gene Ontology annotation, molecular function: protein binding; transcription corepressor activity.
ACGGAGAUCGCCAAGCGGCUCAACGUGAUCUGUGCUCAGCUCAUCCCGUUCCUGUCUCAGGAGCACCAGCAGCAGGUGGUCCAGGCUGUGGAGCGUGCGAAGCAGGUGACUAUGACUGACCUGAACACGGCGAUUGGGCUGUCCUGACACAGGGCUCUGCUCUCUCCUCUUGCUCCUCUCCAGCACCAGCUCCAGACCCAGCACCUCUCACACCAUGCUCCCCCCAUCCCGCUGACCCCCCAUCCCUCCGGGAUGCAGCCCACCAGCCUCGCUGGCAUCAGCAGUGCCUCGGGGCUGCUGGCACUCUCGGGGGCACUUGGGGCCCAGGCACAGCUCCUUGCCAAGGAGGACCGAGGUGUCCAUGACUCAGAGCCUAGGGGUGAGGAGCAUCCCCCACUGAGCGGCAUCUCCUGGGGGAUGAGCUCCCUGGCUCUGCCCAACGGGGACCGGGCGCGAGCCAUUGCCGAGUACCUGAGCAGCAGCAAGAAGAGGAAAGUGGAGGAGAAGGACUUCGUUACGGACUAUGGCAGUGAUGCAGACAAAAGCGAAGACAACUUGGUAGUGGAUGAGGACCCCUCAUCCCCGCACAGUGUCCACUCCUACUCGUCCCGGGAGAACGGGGUGGAGAAGGUUCCCCUGGGGAGGAAGGAGGCUGUGCCACUCAGCCCGACUUCCAUGGCCUCCUCCAGCAGCACAUCACCAUCUCGGAGCAAGGAUGUGCCCACG